AUGAGGUAUCUUGUCACCAUACCAAGCCCAUUCGCAAGUGUGGGCUUUAUAGAAGCAGAAUCCGGAGAGCUUUCCAGCAUCCAAGCAAUACUCGACAAAGAGCCCAGCAUUAUCUAUAACCCGCAUUUUGCCGCUGCAAGUAAUGAGAGUAUGCCAGCUGUGAAUCAGGCUUCUCCUUCUACUAGGGCAGAAGAGCAAGAUGAGGAGGAUUCUGAUCGAUUAUUUCACAUUGUUACACCAGACCCAGGGGAAUACUCCCCAGUUACGCAUGCUGAAACAAAAGAGUCCUACUAUUUCCUCAAGCUUGGACGCGGACGCGAUUACCAUGACUAUCAACAAGCCAAGAAUCAAAAUCCUGUGAUUUCCAUUGUGUCAAUAUUAUUUCUAGAUCUGAAUGAAUGGUACAAAGUUGUACCAAAAUCUAAAGAUGAACUUAGGAGGGAAUAUAAGGAAUCGGAGGCUCCAGAGGCCUGGACUCACGAUAACCUGCGCUCGAAUAUGAUUGCACAGCAGAGAGCUCUUAGAAACAAGGAAAACGAGGAGUAUGAGCGGCUGAUACAAGAGCUGCUAGGGAUGUGCAAUAUCCGAAAGGAGACCGACAUUGAUCGUGAUCGCAAUUAG
This is a messenger RNA of Clonostachys solani, 621 nucleotides long. Lineage: Eukaryota; Fungi; Ascomycota; Sordariomycetes; Hypocreales; Bionectriaceae. The record is from the annotation of a GenBank genome assembly.